Venturia canescens is the source of this 1268-nucleotide messenger RNA. RefSeq lists its product as uncharacterized. Lineage: Eukaryota; Metazoa; Arthropoda; Insecta; Hymenoptera; Ichneumonidae. The record is from RefSeq and is marked provisional. The transcript has a single exon. The coding region runs from base 149 to 1222 and encodes 357 amino acids.
CUAGAUUUGCACAAGACACACUCAAAAUAUUUGACGCGAGCAACGAGACGCCGUAACAUUGAAUCAGACGAUACGAGCGGACAGGCAACACCAGAAAAUCACGUUGAAAGUCGAUUUGUUGAGGUCCGUCAGUUGGACGUACGUAUUCAUGAUGCAGUCUACUGCGCAAUCGCAUACCGAGUCGUCUUUGGAGCAGGAUAUCGUUUGCCUAGCAUCACGCAUAAUGCAUGUGAUUGAUGACAACUCGGUGGAGCCACAGGCCCGUGCUAUCGCUCAAUACAUGCUGCAUUCACGUGACAUGAAGCUUGAGUACGCGUGCGAAUUAUUGGCACGACCCGGGGCUCGGAAUGUUGUGAAUAAACUUUUGGAUUGCGAGUCCGAAUUCAUGGGACCGACGCCGCGCGCUCUCGGCAUCGACGUCGUCGCGUUCAUGACGGCUGGCAAGAUUCAACAAUCCCUCGACGUUAAACACUACCAAAAGACCAAAGCUAGCAACGUUGACAACUGUGAAAGCGCUUCGCGAAUGAACGCGACGAUGUCAGCCCAGAACAAAGCGCCAAUAAUAGUCGAUCGCAUCAUACCGCUUAUCAAAACCGAUUUGCUGUAUUCUGACCCGAAAUUCAUAUGGAUUCGUUAUCAUGCAUUCGAUAAUCGUGCGAUCGAGACCGAGUUGAUGAACACUCUUGAAGUUACGGUGCUGACGGUUGAGGACACAAUUUAUGAAGUGUAUUUCGCAAAGAGUACCCGGGUCGUUUUUAACAAAGCGAAAAUCGAGAAAAUCUUCGAAACGAUCGAACGAAAUGGCGCCGGUGGUAUCAUUUUUUGUUCAGAAUUGAAAUAUUUCAACUACAAUUCCUUACUGUUUCUUAGUAAUUACGUUAAAUUCACAUACUGUUAUAUGUUACGUCGCAGCACGUUUGAUCCCAAAGACUUUGACGAAGUGCAGGCGAUGACGAUUUAUUUGACGUACGGUUUGCUAUUUGUUAAAACUUCGAAUCUCACGAGCAUGCCAUUGGAGACACAUGGUCCGCUGAUUGCUUACACGGGCGAGCGUCCUAGUAUGGCACUGUCAAAAUUCAAGUCCGACCGUGUUUACGUGAACGAGGGUACUCGUGCUAUGCAAUCAAUGGAUCGUGGCUCAGAUAUUGGAGCACGUUCUAAUUACGUAGAAAUUGUUUCGACGUUGCGCCUCGAUGAUGCGUGUCUUUCCAACAUUUUGUAAAACAAAAACGGAAUUAAUAAAUAAACGAAAAAGUAAUUAAAAAAAA